Molecule: messenger RNA, 6703 nt
Organism: Drosophila montana
Lineage: Eukaryota; Metazoa; Arthropoda; Insecta; Diptera; Drosophilidae
Gene: ldd
Product: lipid droplet defective
Exons: 12
Coding region: 122-6202 (2026 amino acids)
Biological process (GO): lipid transport; transmembrane transport
Cellular component (GO): intracellular membrane-bounded organelle; membrane
Molecular function (GO): ABC-type transporter activity; ATP binding; ATP hydrolysis activity
Source: RefSeq, a predicted model, not a curated record
UUACAGCUUUAAAAUGUGUUAAUGAUCUGGAAGAUAGUGACGUCAACAGAGAGUAACUGCCGAAACCCCCAACUGCAGAGCGUGGAAUUGGAGUAAGCAGCUGCAAGUGGAUACGAUCGCAAUGUCCUUCAGAACGAGCGAGGUUAGAGCCCUGCUGCGCAAAGACGUGCUUGUGCGCUGGCGCCAGAAGGGCUUGACGUUGACGCUGUUCAUCUGGCCUUUGGUGACCUUCAUACUGCUUUAUCUCAUACGGCUCAAGUAUGGCUCGGAACAGGUGGAUGCUUGCCAGUUUCCCACACGCCUGCUGCCCACCAAGAAUCAGGUGGUGCCCAGUGCAUUCUCCUAUAUUUGCAGCAUAGAGAACAAGUGCUUGAAAACCGAUCCCUAUGAGGAGUACUCCAAAUGGCAGGGAGCACCCUUGCAUUCCGUGAUUGACAUUGUUAAUGUAUUUGUCACCGAUGAUCGUCUGUACAAUGCGGUUAUUGAGCUACCGGAGAAGGCGAACUUUGUGAAUGCGGUGACUACGCUGGUCACCAGUAAUCACCUGGAUCUUAUUCGAAGCAACAUAAGCGAAAUUAUUUCUCUGGUGCCUGAAAUUGAGCGCCUGAUGAAUUACAGCUUUGAUAUCACGAAACUGUUUUCAAACCGGGAGACAUUCGUUAAGCUGGGCGUUCUGCUAUGCGGUCAUCCGUUUCCCAGCACGGAGAGCAUACCUCUGGUCAACGACAUUCUAUACUCCGAAGACUUCAGUGAGGUCAACGACGAUGAGCUAAAGGCCAUGCCAAGUAUGCCCCAUUCUCCUCUGGUUUCAGCUCUCACCGGAACCUCUCUUUCUCUCACACUCUCUCUUUCUCUCUCUCUCUCUCUUAUAGCCAAGUAUUGCAAGCGUUUGUAUUUAGAUGUUACUUCAACGAACCAGGGCAAGCUCACCUGGAACUUCAUCAAGCCGAUUAUACAGGGUAAAAUUCUAUAUACGCCAGCCAAUGCUGAUACGGAGAGCGUUGUCAAGUUUACUAAUGCCACAUUCGAAGAACUUGGUCGACUCAAGAAUCUUUCGAGCGCCACUGCCGCCAUACUCAACAAGCUGCAUACGAACGCCACCUUCCAGGAGGCCUUCGACAAUCUGCUGAAGCUGGCGCGUUCGCCGCUGGUCAAGAGCCUGUUGGGCAAUGACUUUGACAUUGAGGAGAUCGAGCGCAUCAUGAACUAUGUGCGCAACAAUAAGCUUAUCUACGAGAUACUGACGACAAUUAGCGAACUGCUGGAGUGCCUUUCGGUGGACCGCUUUGAGCCGGUGUCCGAUGUAGACCAACUGCGGCGGCGCGCCUACGAGCUAAAUCAGCAGCGUAUUUUUCUGGCCGCCCUUAACUUUGAGAACGUGCGGGGUGAGCACAUAACGUACAGAUUGCACAUGGACACGGACAAUACGCAGCCCACGUUCGAGAACAAGAAUCGAUUUUGGUUUCCGGGGCCGGCCGCCAGCAUGCUGGUGGAUCUCAAGUACCACAGGGGUUUCGUGCAGCUUAAGCAGAUGGUUGACCUGGGCAUUAUCAAACAUAAACGUCAAGAGUUGGGUCCCGUCGAGGAGCCAGAAUCAGAUCAGCCCACACGCCCCGUCAUCAGCUUGCAACGCGUGGAUGAUGACGAAGACCUCUUCAAUGAUGAGGAUGACGCGGACUCCGACAAAUCGGAGGUUUCGCACACGACGAUCUUGCCGCAGUCACCAGAAGUAGAGACAACCACCGUUGGGGAGCAACAGCAGGAGACUACCACGGAACAGAAGACUACGCAAGAGGAAGAUAGAGUCACAUUAUCCGCUAAUAACCCAGAUUUUGUGUUCCUAAGCAAUGGCGAUGUAAAGGAACGCAGCGAGCGCGUGCGGCGCCAGCAACUGUCCGACCUAACUAGCCCAAGUGACAAACAGCAGGAGGAGGAGGAGUUAAAUUGGCCAGCGGUCAAUAGACAUCGCGUCAAGCGUCAGGGUCUCUUGGAUCUGCUCAGCAGCUUCGGCAGCGACAGCGACUCGAAGGGUAUGAAAUUCGCCGUGGACGAUAUGAGAUUCUAUACCAAACAAUUUCCAUAUCCGGCCUAUGUCAGUGAUGACUUUAAGCGUGGCAUUUACUUGGCCCAGGCCGUCCAAGUAUCCUUCUGUUUGGGUCUGGUUAUAGCCGUGGCCAUAUGCGUUCGGGAGCGUAUCUGGAUGCGUGAGAGCCGAAACAGCAUGCUAAUGCGCUCAAUGGGCCUGCAUGCACACUCAGAACUGGUCGCCUGGAUUCUAAUUAGCUUCGUGGAGCUGUGCGUCAUCUUUGUGCUGAUCAGCAUCGUCCUCUAUGCCGGUGGCAUUCUGGUCUACACCAACUGGUUCUUCAUGAUGUCCUAUUGUCUCGUCUUUGGCGCGUGUCUGAUCUCAUUCUGCUACAUGUGUUCCAACUUCUUCAUAUCUGCCAACAUUGGUGCCGUCGCCGCGGCGCUGAUUUUCUUCAUCACCCUCUGUCCAUUUAUCAUAGUGCUUCUCUUCGAUGCAAAGCUAAAUUUGCUGGAGAACUUUUUGGUGAAUUUAUCCUUCACGACAGCCUUCGCCAAGGGCUGGAGCGAACUGAUGCGCAUGGAGCUGCAAGAGCAAGGUCUGGGCGUAGGUCAUCUGCUCCAGCUGGGACCCACGGGCAGCGACUGUGCGCUGGCAUUCCUCAUGUUCAUUCUUGAUCUUCUGCUAUAUGCGGCCAUUGGCUAUGGCUAUCAGCGCUUUAAGAAAAAUAACUAUAGCUUCGUGCGGGUAGCUCGCGCUCAGCUGGAUGCCAAGUUGGGCGCCUCACUCAGCAGCGUGACCAAGAUGUACGGCAACAAGUAUGCCAUAUCGAACAUCAGCCUAGACUUUGCGCGUAACCAAGUUAGCUGCCUGCUAGGACGCAAUGGCGCCGGAAAGAGCACGCUCAUCAAGCUGCUCACGGGCCAGACGGUGCAGACGACGGGCCAGGUGCUGCUAGCCGGCGAGCACAAUGUGGGCGUCUGCUGGCAGGAUAAUAUACUUAUACCCAAGCUGACGGCACGAGAGCAUCUGGAGCUGUACGCACAGCUCAAGCUGGAUGCGACAGACAGCGAGCAUGCGAAUGCGGAGCAGGAGGUGCGUCGUACUUUGGAGGGCCUCAACUUUGGCAAGUACGAGAAUUACUUUGCCUAUCAGCUCUCCGGCGGCUACAAGCGGCGUCUGUGCGUGGCCAUUGCGUUCAUUGCCUCGCCCAGUGUGGUCAUCCUGGACGAGCCCUGCAAUGGGGUGGAUGCCAAGGCGCGCAAGGACAUCUGGCAGCUGAUUGAGCAGCUGCGACAAGGACGCGCUGUCAUCUUUGCCACACACUUCCUGGACGAGGCCAAGUACCUCAGCGAUGCGCUCUACACCAUGCGCAAUGGCCGUAUUGUUGCCCAGCACAGUCGGGACUCGCUGCAACGACUCUGCACCUCGGAUUACAGCGUGGAGAUGCGCUGCAUAGAUCCAAAUGCAUCUGCCGCCAUUGUGCAGCUGGCUCAGCAGCUGCUUAGCCAAAGCCAUGUGUUGCCAGGACGAGAGCCACAGCAACUGAUCAUUAGUGCCAGCUAUGGGCAGAAUCUAACGCCGGCUGCCGUGCAGCUUCUGGAGCAGUUGCAGGCGCAGGAGGCAGCGGGUAUCAUAACCGAUCUGAGGCUCAACAGCAGCGGCAGCCUGGAGCAGGAGUUCGAGCAAUUAAAUCGCAGGGAUGAGUCGCUUACUCAGCGGCUGACGGCAACCACCUCAAGCAUUGUCACCGGAGCCACCGAUGUAACGGAGCAGCCGCCUGGCUGCUGGACACAAUUCCUACUGCUGCUGGGCAAACGGCGGCGUCAUCUGAUGCGCAACUACCGCCUGCUGCUCUACGUGCUGCUGCUGCCAGCAAUCUUUGAGCUGUGCGCCAUGUGGUUUGUCAGCUAUCGUCUGGAAGAUGACUUUGACACGGUGCUGCCCCUGACUCGCAAUCUCUAUCCGCACACAGCGCAAGUCUUGAGCCGGGAGCGAUUGACACGCUUCACAGAACCCCUCUACGACAAUCUAAAGGAGGGCUGUGACACGGACUUCGAGUGCAGCGAGUUCAGCAAUUCCCGGCAAGCUUUCCACUGGGUGCUGACCAGCCUGGACGAGUACCGUGGCCGCCGCUAUGGGGGCUAUGGUCUUAAUGGCACCGGUGCCACCGUCUGGUACAACAACAAGGGCUACCACGCCAUGGUGUCCUGGUUGAAUGACCUGAACACUCAGCUGCUGCGCACGUCCCUCAACAGGACGGACUACGACAUACGCGUCCUGAAUGAGCCCUGGAAACUGGGCUAUGCUGAGCUGAGCACCAGCUCGGUGCUGCGCCAGGCUGGCGACUCCUGCAUGGUUUUCAUACUGCUGAUCGCAUUUGGAAUGGUGGUCGCCGCCGGCUCCGUUUAUCUAGUUAACGAGCGAGUUAACGGCGAGAAGCUGCAGCAACGUCUGAGCGGCGUCAGCGCCAUCACUUACUGGCUGGUGGCCUUCCUUUGGGACUACCUGAUCAUGGUGCUGGCUCUGGUCGUUUGCCUGGCCAUUGUGCUGAUCUUCAACAUGCCGGUCUUUGUCGAUCGUCAGCAACUGGGAGGCAUUGUGGUCCUAUCCCUGAUGUUCAGCUUUGCAUGCGUGCCGGCCGUGCACGUUGCGGAAAAGAUCUUCAGCGACUCAAGCAUAGCCAUUGUGUCCAUCUUUUGCGCCAGCAUCAUCAUUCCGCUAAUUACCAUGGGCAUCGUGCUAAUCCUGGGAGUUGUGGGCGACAGCGCCAUCUGGGACGUCUGGCGGCAUGGCCUGAACAAUGCCUUCCUCGUCUUUCCCCAGCACGCACUGGGCGACGGCCUGUUGGAGCUGUGCAAGAACUACAUGGCCGCUGUGGUCUUCAAGCGCUAUGACAUUGACUCCUACAAGCAGCCGCUGGCCAGCGAUCUCCUGCAGCGGCACUUCACUGCUUUGGCCGUUGUGGGUAUUGUCUGCCUGUUGCUGAAUCUGCUGAUUGAGUGCCAUUUGCUGAGCCGCAUGUGGCAGCAGGUGACUAGCCUCUUGGACUGCCAGUACCGACGCGAACUACGCAAGCUGGGUCAGCUGAAGCUAGUCAACAUUCAGAGCAUCUUCAAGAGCUGCGUUAGCGCCGGCGAGGCACUGCGGGUCGAGAAUCUCUGGCUCGCCUACCGACGUGGACGCUAUGCGGUGCGCCAGGUCCACUUUGGCGUACAGCGCGGCGAGUGCUUCGGACUUCUUGGAAAGAACGGAGCCGGAAAGUCGACCAUUUUCAAAAUACUCACGCGUCAGCUACUGCCAAAUGUGGGGCAAGUCUAUUUGGAGCAUCCCGGCAUUUCGUAUUGCCCGCAGACCAAUCCACUGGAUCCACUGCUGACGGUGAAGGAGUGCAUCCUGCUUUAUGGCCAGCUGCGUGGCAUCAAACAGCUGGAUCGCCUGCUGGAGCGCAUACUGGACACUUACGAGCUGCGCAGCUAUCGGGACGUCCAGGUGAAGAAGCUAAGUGGCGGCAAUCGGCGCAAGCUAACGGUGGCCAUCAGCUGCUGCGGGUACACGCCGAUUGUAUUGAUGGACGAGCCGACGAGUGAUAUGGAUCCGGUGACGCGCUCCUUUGUUUAUCUCACCAUUGAGCAGCUGCUGUCAGCGCGUCGAGCCGUGCUGCUAACUUCGCAUUCCAUAUCGGAGAUUGAGCACCUGUGCCAGCGCGUCGCUGUGCUCAAGGAUGGCCAAAUCGUGGCCAACAACAGUCCGGCAGAGCUAAAGGCCCAGCAUGGUGGCUACUAUGCCAUCAACUGCUUCUGUGCGCCCAUUCAACAGGCAGCGCUGGCCAAGAUGCUGGUCGAACGCCUGCCCGGCGCGUCCGAUCUGCAGCAUUAUGCGCAUAGUCUGCGUUUUCUGGUCAAGGUGCGCCAAGCCAGCAGCUCGGAAGCGAUUGCCAAGCAGCCGACGCUCGCCGAGCUCUUUGAGGCGGUGCGUGUAAUGUCCGCCAGUCUGGAGCUGUCGGCGCACUUUGCAAUCAGUCGCUGUCGCUUCGAGGCGGUCUUUGAGCGCAUCCUGGACAACUGCGAGGCAACCUCAAAUGGGGGCUCCGAUCUGCCCACCAAGUCAGCGGCGGUCAGCGGUACGCUUGCAACGGGCUAUGUGCAUUGUGGCUACGAGGAGACCACGACCUAAAAGUAGAGCACAACGUAAAUCUUUUUUUUUUUUUAUUAUAAUUAUUAAUAUAACAUAUAUUAUUGUAGAAUUGUAUGUUUAUGUUUUAUGUUUAUGCUUCUAUUUUUACUUUAUAGACAAUUUAUUUGUGAUAAGUUAGGACACUCCGUUCCAGUGAUAAGUUUACGGUAAAUAAUUUGUUCGAUAGGCUUCCAGGUUUUUUUGGGUUCGGGUUCGGGAUCCCCCGUCAGGGUGUCUCUAAAGUUAGGACAAUCUAGAGCUUUAAUCAAUGUGUGUAAAUGACUUCACAGUUAGACUAGGUACUUAUCUAAUCUCAAGUACAAACAUUUUAACCAAGCGCCGGCGAGUGCAAUGCAAGCGUUUUAGUCCCCAAUUUCAAGUUUUUAUAUAUUUGAAUGUUAAACGAUAAUGCUUGAUAUAUGUUUGUGUGUAUUAUAACUGAAUUAUGUAUAACAAUAAUGUAUAACAGUAAUCUGUAAACCAAUAAACUAAAAAAAUCUA